AAUAUUUGUAAGACUUACUAAAAUACAAAAUUAUCUUACUUCUCCAAAAAAAAUUUCGAACAACACCUUUCAAGCUGUUUCCACUUCACUCCCCCCAUACGAACCCUAAUUCACUGUAAUCACAAUUCGUGGAUAUGCGAAAAUGACGAAGAAAGCAUACAGCAAAAGAAGAAGAAAGGCGAUCAUCGGUUCUACUUCGUCGGAAAGCUCACCGGCGGCAGAAGAAGUAAUUGCGAGCAAUGAAGAUCUCCUUACAGAGAUUCUCUUACGCCUACCCGCCAAAUCCCUGAUCCGAUUCAAGUCCGUCUCCAAGAAUUGGCUCCAUCUCAUCUCCGAUUCUCACUUUGCCGUCAACCACUCUCGUCGAAUUCGCAAUUCCUCCAUGACCUCUGGCUUGUUCUUCUACUUCGACUAUUCUCGUUCAGAGCUUCACUCUGUCUCGCUUCACGACCACCCGUAUCGCAAUCUUCCCACUCUCUCCUUCCUCGACGAUGUUGGAGGAGAUCAUCCAUUUUGGAUUAGAAGCGCUUGCAACGGUUUAAUUUUGUGCCAGAACUAUCAAAUUGUUUGUAAUCGUUAUAGAAAAAAUUACAUUGUUUGUAAUCCAACUACCCAGAAAUUCACUCUACUUCCUCAACUUGAUUGUCUAAGUCUUUCAUAUGAAUCAUUGGGUGUUUACUUGGCUUUUGAUCCUUCAAAAUCACCUCACUACAAAGUUGUUUUCUUUCGAUCCUAUUAUCAAAUUGAUAUCUACUCUUCCGAGACUGCGUCUUGGAAACAGAUCACUGUCAGUGAAUGUGGACCACUACGUGAUUUCCUUGAAGGUGUGUUUUGGAAUGGGGCAAUCCAUUGGUUGAGUCACGAGGAUGUUCACUUUAGAUUUGACGUUGAUGAAGAGAAGCUCAUCAAAACCCAUAAUCCGCCAAGUCCUAAAAUUCUUUCUGUGGACAAGACUAGGUAUUUUGGGGUAUGUGGCAGUCAUUUGUUUCUAAUUCAGAUGCGUUUGCAAAAUGCUAUGGGAUUCAGAAUCCUUGAGAUGGACAGGGUCUCCUUCCAUUGGAUUGUGAAGUGCCGCGUCAAUCUUAGACCCUUAAUUUCUGUAUUCCCUGAGAUAGACAUAGAUGACAGAAGAAAAAUAUACAAAUUUCUUGUGCUAUGUGUUGUGAAGGGAGUCAAUGAAAAUGAUUUCGCAUUGGUGUUAGCUACUGCUGGCAAAGUAGUUUAUUAUGAUCUCAAGUGCAAGACAUCAAAGGUGCUUGUAGAUAAUUUGCCUCUACUUAGCUUUCGUGGAUCAAUUUUUCAUACUUAUCCUUAUUCUCUUGCUUAUCAAUUCGUCGAAGGUCUAUCCCCUGUAUGAGAAAUCUAACAUGUUGGAGCGGGUAUGUUUUUUUUUUCUUUUUUUUCUACAACUUUGUCACACUCAUUUCAUAUAGAUGCUUGUUUUAAAACUUAGUAUGUUGUUGUUGUUGGUGUUUUUUUUUUUUUUUUUUAUUUUUUAAUGUGAUCAUCAUCAUGGCUCUCUAAGAUAAUACUUUUGUUCAGAGUUCCAUAAUGUAUGAUCUGUGUUCUUCAUGUAGAUGGUAUGCCCCCUUUAGUAAAACACAAUCUCAUUUUCCCUCUGGUGAGUAUUUGUUAGAUUGUUGGUCUUUGAUGCUACUAUCAUUAUUUUGAUGAUGCUCACAUUGUCUUUUAAACUGGUCUUAGGUACAUUGUUGGUCAAGGGCUGACAAGUAAUGGAUGUUUACACAUCUUUCUCUG
Camellia sinensis is the source of this 1758-nucleotide messenger RNA. Its product is annotated as F-box protein At5g07610-like. Gene Ontology annotation, molecular function: protein binding. The record is from RefSeq and is a predicted model, not a curated record. NCBI's taxonomy places the organism in Eukaryota, Viridiplantae, Streptophyta, Magnoliopsida, Ericales, Theaceae.